GAUGCCCGUUCAGCGAUCACGUUCAAAAAAUCUAAAGAAUUAUGCGGAUACAAUUAGUUUACCGGGUUUGGCAAGAGCUAUUCGAACUAGAUCAGUUAUCGAAAGAUUAUUUUGGAUAACAGUUUUUCUGUCUGCGUCUGGAAUGUUUUCGUGGCAAAUAAUUGAAUUAUUAAUAAGGUUUUUGUCAUAUCCCAAAAAGGUAACUGUUGAAGUAUUGCCUUUACAAGUCGAAUUUCCAUCUAUAACUGUUUGCAAUAUGCGACAUUUGGAGAUUGAUAUAUUAAACACUUUAAACUCUGUGUUUAAAUCAAAUAAAUCCCUUCAUGAACAAGUGGAAGAUCACGAUAAUCAAUUUAUUAAGGCUUAUCUGAAGAAAACAGCAGUUUAUGCUAAAUUAUUCAAUCCUUAUCAGGAGAAAUACCCAGAUGUUUUCCAAGAAAUAUUCUCUAGAACAACCUAUUCGGCCAAUAUAAAAGAAUCAGUGAUUAAGACUGCAAAUGUGAAAUUUCAUCAAUUUUUCGUUGCAAGUUGGAUGUCUGGUAAGAAAUGCGAAAAAGAUGAAUAUUCAUCAUUUUUCGAUCCCUACUAUUACAGAUGCUUUACUUAUAAUGGACCCCUUUCGUCUACAUCUCAAACUCUAGCGGAAGGUGUUGAGAAUGGCUGGUUAGCUAUUAUUUUAAGCGGAUCUGGUCUAACGGAAAAGAAUAACGAAAUUCGAGUUAUACCGGGUCUUCAGCAAAGCAGAAGUCCUGUUUCAGCCUCUAAUGGUGUACGAGUGGUCAUUCAUCCUAAAAAUACCACUCCGUUCCCAUUUACAGAGGGAUGCGACGUUCCUCCUGGUUAUAGUGCAUCUUUAGCAAUCAGAGCUAGAAGAAAUAUUCGUAUCGGGCGACCGCAUGGCCUAUGCACAGAUGUGAACCCAUUCUAUCCGGAGAGUAAUAAAAAAUAUCGCGUGAUUGAAUGUCAAAAGACUUGCGUGCAAAGUUGGAUUUUACAAGAGUGCAAAUGUCUUGAUUCUGGUUUCCCUGCGUUACCAAAUGUUUCGGCAAAAUUAUGCAGGGAGGAUGAUCCCUUUCCGCCCCAUUGUACAAUUGAAGCAUCUCCAAAUUGCUUAGAUAUUAUGCUGAAAGCCUACAAGAGAAUAAAAUGCGCGCGGAGAGUACAGACAAUGAUUCUGACAAACUCGACAAAAAUUUUCACAGAGUGUGGCUGCCAUCCGGCUUGUGAUGAGACCACUUACGACGUAUCCUAUUCUUUAUCAAGAUGGCCUACUCCUGGAUACGAGAGUGACUCGACCUUUAUUGAAAUAUUUUUAAUGGAAAACUUUACGGUGCCUUCGAAAAAGUUUGUAAACUUUAAAGAUAAAAUUCCUUAUGAAGAACGUCAGAAGAUUAUGAAAGAAUUUUUAAGAUUAAAUGUAUAUGUUGCCGAUAGCAACGUCAUGAAAACAGAGGAAUCACCUGAUUAUUCAAUUAACCAAUUAGUUUCUGAUAUAGGAGGUCAAGCUGGUUUAUGGAUAGGAAUGAGUGUAAUAACUCUAGGCGAGGUUCUAUCUAUGUUAUUUUCCCUAAUAAAAAACGCAGGACGAAUGCAAUAUUCGGCAAAUGUUUAAAAUAUACUGUAUAUAUACAUAUAUACUGUUUAUGAUUAAUUUAUAUGUUGAAUAGUUCAUACGUCUGGGCUUUUACGUUGUGUUUUGCUCUCUUAAAAGCAUCUAUCUAUCUAUCCAUCUAACUCUCUGAAUACAUUCAAUAAUAUACACAAGUGCUGUAUAUUCCAUACAGAGACGAUAUU
Dimorphilus gyrociliatus is the source of this 1794-nucleotide messenger RNA. The record is from the annotation of a GenBank genome assembly. NCBI's taxonomy places the organism in Eukaryota, Metazoa, Annelida, Polychaeta, Dinophilidae.